Messenger RNA from Acanthochromis polyacanthus (spiny chromis), 2775 nucleotides. It is a transcript of the gene rpf1, whose product is annotated as ribosome production factor 1 homolog. The transcript is spliced from 9 exons. NCBI's taxonomy places the organism in Eukaryota, Metazoa, Chordata, Actinopteri, Pomacentridae. Gene Ontology annotation, biological process: maturation of 5.8S rRNA; maturation of LSU-rRNA. The record is from RefSeq and is a predicted model, not a curated record. Gene Ontology annotation, cellular component: nucleolus; preribosome, large subunit precursor. Gene Ontology annotation, molecular function: rRNA primary transcript binding. The coding region runs from base 83 to 1147 and encodes 354 amino acids.
GACCGAUGACUCCGUGAACCCGGAAGUGAACUGACGAACCGACAGACAGCACCACAAACACGUGAGAAAAACAAGACAGAAAAUGGACAUCACGGAGGUUCCCGUGAGUCGGGACAGCGCCGGUAAGAACAAGAAGAACAAGAAACAGAAACAGAAGAAAAAGAAGAAGAGUCUGGAGGGCGCCGUAGAAGGAAAGGAGACGGAGGAGAAGAAGACGGAGGAGAAGAUGGAGGCCUCCUUCCCCCCAACGUUCAGCGUGUCCGAGAUAAAGAACAAACAGCGGAGACACCUGAUGUUCAUGAAGCUGAAGCAGGAGAAAAGAAAGCAAAAGAUGCAGCUGAAGAAAAAGAAGAAAAAAGAGCGAGAAGCUUUAGGUGACAAGGCGCCACCAAAGGAGGUCCCCAAGACCAUAGAAAACCAGAGAGUGUUCGACGAGACCACGGUGGAUCCAGAAGAUGAAGAGGUUGCUUUUGAUGAGGGAACUGAUGAAUUUUCUGCCUAUUUCAACGGUUUGACGAAUCCCAAAGUGCUCAUCACGACGUCAGACCGACCCAGAGGGAGGACGAUGAAGUUUUGUGAGCAGCUGGCCACGGUCGUCCCAAACUCCCACGUUUACUACAGAAAAGGCCUGCCGCUGAAGAGGAUCAUUCCUCAGUGCGUCUCCAGGAACUUCACCUACCUCAUGGUCAUCAACGAGGAUCGCCAGACGCCCAAUGGUCUGGUUCUCUGUCACCUCCCUGAUGGACCGACUGCUCACUUCAAGGUCAGCAGUGUUCGACUACGCAAGGAGAUGAAGAGACGAGGUAAAGAUCCGACCGAACAUUCUCCAGAGGUGAUCCUCAACAACUUCAGCACCCGUCUGGGACACACCGUCGGCCGACUGUUCGCCGCGCUCUUCCCUCAGGAGCCUCAGUUUGUGGGCCGGCAGGUCGCCACCUUCCACAACCAGAGAGACUUCAUCUUCUUCAGGUUCCACAGGUACAUCUUCAAGAACGAGAAGAAGGUGGGCAUCCAGGAGCUCGGACCUCGCUUCACCCUCAAACUCCGCUCUCUGCAGAAAGGAACCUUCGACUCAAAGUUUGGGGAGUACGAGUGGGUGCUGAAGCGCCAUGAGAUGGACGCCUGCAGACGGAAGUUCCAGCUUUAAAUCCAUCGUUCACAGAUCAGGAUGAUCUAGGGAGCUGCAGAUGUUUGUGGACUUGUACAGAAAGACUUUAUGACGGAGGACGACAGUGAAACGUGGAUUAUCUUCGUGCUUGUGUUCAUAUUUUAUCUGGGAAAGGUUUUUAUAAAGCUACAGUUCUUGUCCAGAUCAGGGCUGAGAUGAAGGCUGCAGAUCUGGAUUCUCAGCGUGAACCAGGAGAUUCAGAGUCCUGAUUCCCUGAAAACUCUUCUAAGAGGGCUGAACUAUGAAGCGAGUUUGAUCAAUGAACAGCUGUCAGACGACGUUGGAGGAAGAAGUUGUAAAGGAGAGCUUUGAAGAAUAAAUAAGUAAAAGAUCAUUUGGAUACGAAGUGACGUUCCUGCGAGAUGAAUUAGCUGCUUAUUUGUAACCCCCAGCUACACAUUAGAGCUCUGAAACUGUUUUUAUUCGUUUAAAUGUUUGUUUAGGUGUGACACUGUCUCAUCAUUACGUGGAAAUCACUUUAAUCCACGUUAAAUUAACUGAAUAUUCUGUGAUGACAACCGACAAAUAUGUUUUAAUCAGCUGCAGUACCAGUAGUGUACAGCAGGGGGAGCAGCACAUCAGAACCAGGCGUAAACUAACCGUGACGUCACCGUUGGUUUCAAUGCUGAGAAAAUGAAGCCCGGAUUUUCCUACUUCCUGGUCGCCGUUUUGGAUUUUUUGGAGCCAGUGACGUCUAAAGCGUCAUCAAACAGGCUGGACUGGAGAGCAACUAGGGGCAGGAUUGGCUGAGGACUCUCUUAUCCCGCCCACAUUUUACCGCAGAGGCUUCUGUUGCUGUCCAUCAAGUAUAGCCACGCCCCCUGGCUCCGCCAACUUUAACGAUUUAUUUAAAAUUCAGUAUUGGUUUAUUUUAAGAUCGGCCACCUGAUCUCUCAUUUUGACCAUGAAAACUAACGGGAAAAGAAUCCUGAGCUGUAGAACAUCAGUCUAUCAAAUUUUAUUUUUUCCAAAAAUGAAUUUGGGUCUAUGGAGAAAAAGCUUUUUGGAGCCAACCCUAGCGGACGGCGUGAUAUUGCAAGUUUUUGACACUUCCGGGUUGGCUUCAAUUCUGGAGCCAGAUGCUACGUCCAUUAUAUAUACAGUCUAUGAUCAGAACCAAGCAUCAAAGCGUUUGUGUUCCUGCAGCGAUGGGAUGUUUACCCCUCUGUAGUUACAUUCAGUAGGAUCACAAACGAACAUCUGAGCUGAUAAACCUUCAGCUGAGAAUCUUUUACCGUCAAAUAAAUACGUAAAAUCGUCAAGAGAAUGAAAGGAGACACAGCUGAUUUAAACCUCAAACUCUAAACAAAAACUCCUCCAGAGCAGGUUAGCAUCAGUUACCAUGACGAUCCAGCUGUGCAGUAUCAGUUACCAUGGUGAUAACCGCCCCCAUAACAUUAAAAACUCAACAGACCUGUAACUGGUUAAUCUCUUCCUAGUUCGGCCCUCAGGUCAGUCGGAUGUAAACUCACCUGCAGCAGCCAAUAAAGUGGGAAAAUGUUUCAUGUUUAGUUCACGCUGCAGCUGAAUCUUCAUGAUGUUUGACACAUUUGUAUAUUCUCAUGUUAAUACAAGACGAAGCUCCGAGAGUAAAAUGUGGAAAUGUC